Messenger RNA from Theileria annulata, 744 nucleotides. RefSeq names its product casein kinase II, beta subunit, putative. NCBI's taxonomy places the organism in Eukaryota, Apicomplexa, Aconoidasida, Piroplasmida, Theileriidae. Gene Ontology annotation, cellular component: cytoplasm; protein kinase CK2 complex. The transcript has 4 exons. Bases 1 to 744 code for a protein of 247 amino acids. Gene Ontology annotation, molecular function: protein kinase regulator activity. The record is from RefSeq and is a predicted model, not a curated record.
AUGUUUGGAACUAACAUUCUUGGCCAGAACAACAAGGACGAAGACUAUGUUAUGUCCGAAAACAGGACUGACACUAGCGAUGAUCAGAAUAGCGAGAUGACCUGGAUCGAGUGGUACUGCAGCUUAAAGGGUAAUCAGUACUACAUCCAGGUAGAUGAGUCGUUUAUUAGAGACGAAUUUAACCUCGUGGGUAUGUGCAUACAAAUUUAUAAGUUUUCAGGACUCCAGUACCAAGUUUCAUACUACAAUACUGCACUUCAGCUAAUUUUGGACAAUUACGAGAAUGACUUUUAUGACGAUGACGACUACGAAAGCCUCUCUGAAAAGGGAAAACAACAUCAGAUAAAUACCUCAGCACAACUGCUCUAUGGGCUAAUACACAGCAGAUUUAUAAUGACUUCAAAGGGUAUGCAUCUCAUGAUGCAAAAAUAUAAGGAUAAGGUUUUUGGAUUCUGCCCUAAUUUCAGUUGCGAAAACGCCUCAGUUCUACCAAUAGGACUGGUUGACGCUCCAGCACACCACACGGCUAAGAUUUUUUGCCCUUCAUGCAAUGAGACCUAUCACCCACCCAAGUCAAGUAGAUUGGGACUAAUAGACGGAGCUUAUUAUGGAACUACGUUUGCACAUUUAUUUUUAAUGGUUAAUGAGUCUGUUAUACCGAGAGGACCUUCAUACUACUACGUUCCGAAGAUUUAUGGAUACCGAAUAAGUCCAUACGUUAAAAAAAAUUCAAAGUACAGUUAA